Molecule: messenger RNA, 816 nt
Organism: Capsicum annuum
Lineage: Eukaryota; Viridiplantae; Streptophyta; Magnoliopsida; Solanales; Solanaceae
Exons: 6
Coding region: 1-816 (271 amino acids)
Source: RefSeq, a predicted model, not a curated record
AUGAAUGCUCAAAGAAACACAACAGUUAAGGCAACAUCUAGUCAGAGAAAUAUAUCUGCUUCAGGUGAUUCCAAUUGUAACAAUGGCCAGACCCUUAUUUUUGUGACUUCUUCAGGGUUAGAAACGUCUUCCAAAUGCUCCAAUUUCAUUACAUUAUCUUUCAAAAGUGAAGUUGAUCCUAAUGGGAUCAACUGGAAAGGUGUCUCACAAGAUGUCAAAGAUAGUUAUUUUGGAGAAUUCAAGGAUGCUUCCAUUAGUGAAGUUGUGGUAAAGCAACAAUGGAUGAAGAGGGCUGGUUUAUGCUACAAGAAUUUCAUUUCCAAUAUAAAGAAGCAUAGAGCUACAGUUCAACCAGAAUUUGUAAAUGACCAUGUGUGGAAAAAGUGGAUAGAACUUUGGCAAAGUAAUGACUGUGUUAAGAAGUCUGAGAUAAAUUCAACGAAUCAUUGUGGUGGAAAAAAAGUAGUUGCUGGGACACACACACGUGGCUUUAUCACAGCUGGAGAGCACCAGAAAAAACUUGCUCUUAAAAUAGGUCGAGAUCCAACUCCAAGUGAGUUACAUUUGCACGUCCAUACACAUAAUCAUGAUGGAAAAUCUUUUGUUGGUGAGCGUUCCCGACUUCUACAUGAAAGUACCACCUUCGAUUUCUUUACCGACAGCAAAUAUGGAGGAGUUUAUGAAGCAAUUGAUUCUGACACUUAUUACUCAUUUUUUUUGGUAGUUAUUGAGAGUGUUGGUGGUAUUAGGGUACAAGAAGGGGCCGUGCUUGAUCCUCUUCCUACUAAUGAUGAUGAUGACGACGUUGAUUCCUAG